AUGCUCUUCGGAACCAUCGACACCCUCUCCGGCCUCGCUGCCACCCAAGCCACUCCUACUCCCAAUCAGUCUCUCUCUCCUGCUGCUCUUGGCCAAGGUGAAGACACUGAUGGUACCGACGAUGCUGCCUCGCACCCUGCAGGUGGUAUCAGCUCUGCCAUCUCUGUCGUCGACUCCGACAGCCUUUGGCAGACCCGCCUCUCCUCUUCCUUUGGCCCCGUGCCGCGUGCGCGAUACGAUGCCCUCGUCAACGCCCUCCACGCGCCUUACCCGCGCGGCGAUUCGCGAGUGCAAGCUAUUGCUGCCCAUCGACAGCAGCUCCCCAGCGCCGCCGUCGCGAAGGGCCAAGGUCUGUCUGUGGCUUCUCUGUGCGCCGUGCUUGCUGGUACUUCUGCUUCUUCAGCUCUUGGCGCUACCCGUGACGGUGUUCUGCCUACUGGCGACUAUUUCAAGCGCUCUCGAGAGACUUUUGAACACGACAACCACGUCGACUACGACGCUGCCCGCUUCUUGAAGCGCUCUCGUCUCUUCUCUCCUCCCGAUCUCGACGACAACGCGUCGUCUCCUCCUGCCCUCUCUGCUUCUCGCUCGCCUUCCCCCGAGCUCGAGGACAUCCGUACUCCUCCCAUCAACACUAUCGCUCUUCCGGACAUUCAGCCUGAGCGAGGCAUCAAGCGUAGUGCUGAUGGCUUCGACAAUGACGUCGAUAUCGCUAUGGAGCCCGAGCCCAAGCCCAAACAGAAGGUCCAGCGGGUGAAGGAGCGUACCGUCGUCGUGCCUCCUAGCCGCGCUCUCAAGCGCACUACGACGAUUCUGUCGCUCGCUGCCCCCUCUACUUCCAUCGACCGACCCGCCAUCGCUGCCUCGGCUCGUACCCUCUCCCCAGCGCCCUUUGCGGGCUUUUCUGCUCCCAAGGAUUGUCCUACUCUCCCCGAGUCGCGCAAGCUUCAGCGCACGACUACGACUCUCGGGCAAACCGCCCUCCGCCCCCUCCCCCUCCAGACAAUCGACAUGAACAGGCCUCCUCAGCCUUCUCGUCGAGCUCUUCAGCGCACCACCUCUGCUUUGUCGCUCGCGACCCCAACUCCUCCCCAGGCGUCUUUGGCGCCACCUCGACAGGUUUCAAGGCCUCGUCCACUCAAAAGCUGCCUCAAGCGGUAUGCCCCUCCCGCCAACCCUCCCCCUGAUUUCCACUUCGGCAAGUCGGGGCAAACAUGGCCUGGUUUCACGUUUUUUUGCCCUAUCCCCCGGUCUCGCCGAAAGCUCUCGGACGAGGAAAAGAGAGCUCGCCAAGCCCGUAGGGAUCUCAAGGCCAAUAGGACCCGGAGGUGGAACCCGGAGACCGGGCUCAAAGAGUUCUUGCCUCGCCGAGUGCCUGGUGCCGAGCCUGAGCCUGUGCUGGAGAGCUGGAGGGAGAUGGAGCCCUGGAGCGAGGGAAAAAGUUCUUUCAAAAAGAGGACGCCCUGGAAUGAUGAGGUUACUCGUCUGGUCAUGGGAGAGAUUUCCCUCGACGACGUGACUGAGAAUAUGACCAAGUUGUCCGUCCAGCCUAUCCGCAAAAAGGUUGUGACUUGGGGAGGCUGUGAAACGCGGCUCUUCUAAGCGCCUCGACUUGUUUGACUCGAUACCCCUUCAUGUCCAACAGAUAUCACCAGCAACGCGACACUGAACAAUACGACGCCGCAUCUCCUCUGCCAACGACAACCAUACGUCCUUCCUCUUCAAGAUACAUGGAUCUCGAGCUGACCGUCUCUUUCUUUCCCAGCUGUCUGUCCUGUCGUCACCAUCUUGUCAUUCUCCCUCAACACCCCCAACCACUUUUCACUUUCGUCCAACGUCACUUUCCAGCAUCGAUACGCCUUCCUCGCGCAAGUGUUCUCCUGUGGUGUACGCCAUCAACGUCUUGUAUCGUUACCUCCACCCUUUUCUCGGGGUUGCCCUCUUCUAUCGUUUUCUUGUCUUCUUGUCAACGAGGCGAGAGGCUGUAUGCUGUUGUUCUAUCUUUCUGAUCUUUUGUCCACGGCCUCGCGCCUGCUUUUUCACUCUUGGAUAUUGGUCAUUGAUCUCGUCAACGUCGUCUCGCGAUUGCUCGGUUGUUCUCAUCCCGACCUCCUCUCAUCGCUAUCCUAUCUGCUGAUAGUAGCAUAGGUACUUGUAUCGUCGAAUAGGCAUUGUAGUAUAUGCCCAUUAUAGCACAUAGACCAUAGUCAAUAGCUUAGCUAGCAUAAAGCAGAUAGUUGAUACCCUCAUAGCUGGUAGUGUACGUGGUUGAUAGCUCUUGUAGUUGCAUAGAUACGUACCCAUAUACCUUUGUAGAUGUUUAUAGCCUGAUAGCAUUCGAGUAGCGAUAUAUAGCCAUAGGUUUGUACUGUUUAUAGCAAG
Messenger RNA from Cryptococcus amylolentus CBS 6039, 2382 nucleotides. RefSeq lists its product as hypothetical. The transcript is spliced from 7 exons. Lineage: Eukaryota; Fungi; Basidiomycota; Tremellomycetes; Tremellales; Cryptococcaceae. The coding region runs from base 1 to 1602 and encodes 533 amino acids. The record is from RefSeq and is a predicted model, not a curated record.